GAGGCCGACUUUAUCAAGUGCGGAAGUUCAUAGAAGACGCAGGUGCGGAGGAAAAGAAGGCCGGCUCAGCGAAGCACUAGUUGGUCGGACUUGGUGAAUAAUGGUCGGGAGGGGCAUCCUGCUCAGUGUACGAAUAUAACUGGCGUUCGAUGGGAGCAUGGUUGCCUGGAUCUGGAGCUUCUCCGAAUGAGCGAAUACCUCACCACGCUACCUUCACUUAUGUCGUCGCAGUUACUCGGCGGUGUCGGGCUUAUGUUUGGCAUUGUGGAAGCGGAGCAGUGGGGGAGACAGUCAAUUCUCAUCAUGCCCCAACCAUUAACCAUUAAACUCCAGGGGUAUCAAUUCCCUAUCCCGAACGCCAGAUGGCCAUGCAACACCACAAUAACAGAAAUCUUUCAAGCCGACCGCUCAUCUCCUUAUGCGCCUUUCCCUUUUAGCUUGACGGUGGCCAUAUAUCUGCUGUCCACCCUGUCUCGGGCUUCCUCGGUCGCUAACAAUACUGAAAGGAAAGGUGGCAAAGUAUGGGAGGGGAAGAGAGCAGUGGGUAUGUGGAGAGAACCGACUGGACAACGGAGGAAAACUCACCUGGGCCUCAUCGCAAGGCUCUUGAACUGGCCGUUGGAACCUGGAAUCUGCAUCCGUCAGCAGGCGAACCGAACUGGCCAAACUUGGCGUCGGGGAUAUGGAAUGCCGUCCACUGCUUGACAAGAGCAGCAUGAGGAGACGGCCGUCCGGCCACCUCCCGAUCCAACGAGCUAGUGCAGAGAAGACAGCACCAUCCUGGGAAAACGCACUACAAUGGCACCUGGGUUUGCCCAAGCGAACACUAGCGCGAGCCAUGAACACUCAAGGGAGGGUGACCUAUGCGCUCCAGUCUGGCGAUGAAAUGUCCAGACAGAACGGAGAUCGGGCCCCCAGGAGCGGUAGUCGGCCGAAGAAAAGAGAAAAUGAUUACAUCCCAGGAGGUUUUUCGCUCUUGCGGGAAUCUGACACCAAGGCCGACAACAAGAUGCGGAUGCGGU
This is a messenger RNA of Chaetomium strumarium, 1022 nucleotides long. RefSeq lists its product as uncharacterized. NCBI's taxonomy places the organism in Eukaryota, Fungi, Ascomycota, Sordariomycetes, Sordariales, Chaetomiaceae. The record is from RefSeq and is a predicted model, not a curated record. The transcript has 3 exons. Bases 187 to 705 code for a protein of 172 amino acids.